Messenger RNA from Diabrotica balteata, 1316 nucleotides. The record is from the annotation of a GenBank genome assembly. Lineage: Eukaryota; Metazoa; Arthropoda; Insecta; Coleoptera; Chrysomelidae.
AAAAAAUUAAAACGCUGUUUUUAUAGAUUGGUGUUAAAAUAAUGAUAGAGAUGAGGCUGGUAAUUACUGUUUACUUAAUUAUACAUACAGUUACCGGAUUUAGUGACAAGGAAGUCUGGAAAACAUUUAAGGAUACAUAUGCUAAAUCUUACACCUUACUAGAGGAAUCCAAUCGUUUUAGAAUUUUUCAAGAUAAUUUGCACAAAAUCCAGACUCACAAUAAAAGAUUCGAAGCAGGGCGAUCAUCUUAUAAACUUGGUAUCACAGAAUUUACUGAUUUAACAUCAUUAGAGUUUUUAGAUAAGUUUAAGCUAAUUAAAUUUGAUGUAUCUGACAAAGAAAGUAAUAUACAACAAAACAUUAUUGGUGAUUUACCAGAUGAAAUUGACUGGAGAGAAAAAGGUGCCGUAACUGAAGUAAAAGAUCAAGGGGCUAUAGGUUUAUGUGGAGCUUUUAGUGUAACUGGUGCAGUAGAGGGUUCCAACUUUAUAUCCACCGACACAUUAAUAUCUCUUAGUGAAAAAAACCUAGCUGACUGUGUAGAAACUACUUCCUGUGAUGCUGAUUGGAUAACCAGAGCUUUUGACUAUGCAAAAGAUAAAGGAAUCAUGUCGGAAGAUAAUUAUCCUAUAAAUUCGGAUAAUACAUGCAAAUAUAAUGCUUCGACAGUUGCUGCCAAAAUAAAUAGUUUUGCAUAUAUUAAACGGGAUGAUGAAUUAGAACUACAGAAGGCAGUUGCGCUUAAGGGACCAGUUUCUGUUAUUAUUAACGUCACUCCUAAUUUCCAGUUUUAUGUAUCAGGUGUAUUUGACGAUGAAAAUUGCAAUCCAGAUCAAUUAAAUCACAGUGCUCUCGUGGUAGGAUACGGAGUUUCUAAUGGUCAAUAUUACUGGAUAGUUAAAAAUUCUUGGGGGACCUCAUGGGGUAUGAACGGUUAUAUCCUAAUGUCCAGAAAUAAAAAUAAUCAAUGUGGAAUUUCUAGGAGUGCAGUAUAUGCAACUAUUUGAAAUUUUUAUGAAAUUAUAGAUAAAUAGAUUAUACAUAUUUUUAUAGCGCUGUAUAGUAAUUAUUGCGACUGUCUAAGGUCCGCUUGCCAUUAUGCUAAUUUUAGUACUUAUUUCAUUACUGAAAACAUUAGUUAGUUGCGCGAGUCGAUUUAGUAUGAAAAAUGUAUGUUGGUGUUUGCAACUAUCUUAAUUUUAAUUAGCAUUUAGGCAUGCGCUUUACCAAUUUUGUAUCGAUAUCCUAACAAUGAUGUUUGUUUUAUGUGAUUAGAGUAAACAAAACACACACGUAAAUAAUCAUGGUGAAAAAGA